Molecule: messenger RNA, 651 nt
Organism: Entamoeba histolytica HM-1:IMSS
Lineage: Eukaryota; Evosea; Mastigamoebida; Endamoebidae
Product: TATA binding protein, putative
Exons: 2
Coding region: 1-651 (216 amino acids)
Biological process (GO): DNA-templated transcription initiation
Molecular function (GO): DNA binding; RNA polymerase II general transcription initiation factor activity
Source: RefSeq, a predicted model, not a curated record
AUGUCUUCUCAAUCAUCUCCAAUUUCUUUAACAAACAAUGAUUUAGAAAUAUCAAGUAAUAACAAUAAACCAAUAAUAAAACAAUUACCAGUUCCUACAAAUGAAAUUGAAAAACCAGUUAUUCAAAAUAUAGUAGCAACAGUAGAACUUGAUUGUACAAUUAAUUUACAAGAUGUUGUUCGUCGAGUUAGAAAUGCAGAAUAUAACCCUAAAAGAUUUGGAGCAUUAAUAAUAAGAAUUACAAAUCCAAAAACAACAGCACUUGUUUUUCAUUCAGGAAAAUUAGUUGUUACAGGAGGAAAAACAGUUGAUGACUCAAGAUUAGCAGGAAGAAAAUAUGCAAGAAUUUUACAAAGACUUGGAUAUAAUGUUAAAUUUAAUCAUUUUAAAAUACAAAAUGUAGUUGCAUCAUGUGAUAUGAAAUUUGCUAUUUCACUUAAAGAAUUAAUUCAACUUGCUCCAAAAAUUACUAAAUAUGAACCAGAAAUAUUUCCAGGUGUUGUAUAUCGUUUAGCUGACCCUAAAAUGGUAUUAUUAAUUUUUGCAUCAGGAAAAAUAGUAUUUACAGGAGGGAAAGAAAUAGAACAAAUUAAUAAAGCAUUUAGUGAGAUAUACAAAAUAUUACUUCAAGUUGCAAACAAUGAUAAUUAA